UCAUAAAAGGAGAUUUUUCAAGUAGGUUUCCAUUGGAUUGUCAAUUAUAACUAUUGUUUGUGUUGCUAUUAUAAUGCUGAUGUUUAAACAUCUGUUGCAAACUUAUUGGAAAAAAAGUGCCUUUUUAUUUCUUGCACUUUGUCUCAAUCAGGGCGGACUGACCAUUUGGAAACUCGGGCACUGUCCAAGGGCCCAGGGUCAGUAGGGGGCCCCAUGAGAUGCCCCUGGUAUCUUUUUCAUAGGCUUUUUUGAGUUUGGGCAAGGACACAGGGGCCCCAUGAUCCCCUAUUGCCCGGGGGCCCCAUGA
Molecule: messenger RNA, 307 nt
Organism: Staurois parvus
Lineage: Eukaryota; Metazoa; Chordata; Amphibia; Anura; Ranidae
Source: the annotation of a GenBank genome assembly